This is a messenger RNA of Cavenderia fasciculata, 558 nucleotides long. RefSeq lists its product as uncharacterized. Bases 1 to 558 code for a protein of 185 amino acids. The record is from RefSeq and is a predicted model, not a curated record. Lineage: Eukaryota; Evosea; Eumycetozoa; Acytosteliales; Cavenderiaceae. The transcript is spliced from 2 exons.
AUGUCAGAUGCAAUAAAUCAAGCUAAACAAGAUAUUUCAGAAGGUCAAGAUAUAGAGUUUGAAAUAUCACUGGCAAUGAAUAAAACAUCAACUUCAAUUGAUAAACUGGAAAAGGAAAGAGAUGAAUUGAUUAAAAAGGUUACAGUGAUUGAAGAAACAUUAAAAGAAAUGUCAAGUCAAUCAUUGACAGUAGAACAAUUGGAAAAAAAGAAUAAAUUGGAAGCCUAUUUGAAUGCAAGCGUUAAAAAGUCUAUUCAAAAUCUGGACAAUGAAAUCGAUAAUCUGACAAGACAAUUGUUAAAAUUGAAUGAUACUAGAGACAAGGUAUUAUCAAGACAUGUUUCGGCUCAAGAUGGUAUUGAUUCGGCAAUUGUUUUACCUCAGGUUGAACCCAUUAGAUCAAAUAAUGAUCAAGUACUUGGUGCAGAUUUAAAUAAUCAAAAUAAUCAAAAUAAUCAAAAUAAUAAUGAUAAUAAUAAUAAUAAUAAUACCAAUACCACUACUACGACAAAUACUACUACUACUAAUAAUAAUGAUAUUAAUCAUUUAGAUGUUUAA